UCUCCAAUGUCCAUUACCAUCCUCCAAACCACCCCCGCUCUCACAAAUCACAAGCACCUGCAAAUUAAAGUUUCGUUUGAUCAGCCAUGAACAACGCCAGCUCUAGUUCUUCCACCACUCUGGGAUGCACGGCCAAGGUUGCUAGCUACAGCAACGGCCUUGGCAGGAGGAGCGGCCACUGCCGCUGCACGGUCAAGGCGGCGGCGACGACCACGGCGAGCAGGAGCACCGACUACUAUAAGGUUCUGUCGCUGGACCACUCGGUGCCCGUUGGCGAGGAAGAGGUCAAGCGUGCAUACCGGCGGCUGGCGCUGCAGUACCACCCGGACGUGUGCCCGCCGUCUCGCCGGGCCGAGUCCACGGAGCUCUUCGUCGAGCUCCGACGCGCGUACGAGACGCUCUCCGACACUAGGCAUCAAAUUCAGAGAGUAGCGAGGGGAUCGAAGAGGGAGGGGAAGAGGGAAGGGGAGAGGGAAGCUUACCGUGGCAGGUGGUGGGCGCUGGUGGAGGGGACGGUGGAGGACGGUGGCGCCGACGUCCCCGGCCUGCUACGCGCGCUCCUCUCGGCGACAGUGACCCGCGAGCGACGCCUCCUCCUCUCGGCGACGGUGUCGACUGCUCCUCCUCUCGGAGGUGAUGCCCUGCUCCUCCUUGCAGCGGCGUUCUCCUCCUCUCGGCGGCACGGGGGCGGGUGCAGGGCGGCGACGCGGUUAGCUAGCUAUGGUUCGUGA
Messenger RNA from Lolium perenne, 731 nucleotides. Lineage: Eukaryota; Viridiplantae; Streptophyta; Magnoliopsida; Poales; Poaceae. The record is from RefSeq and is a predicted model, not a curated record.